This is a messenger RNA of Eruca vesicaria subsp. sativa (arugula), 1434 nucleotides long. The record is from the annotation of a GenBank genome assembly. NCBI's taxonomy places the organism in Eukaryota, Viridiplantae, Streptophyta, Magnoliopsida, Brassicales, Brassicaceae.
AUGUCAAAAAAAGCAGUGGCCAAGUUGUUUGAUCUAGAAUCACAAGAAAGUGGUGGUUCUCCUUUAUUCGUGUCACAAACACACUCCAAGGAUCCACAGCCAGUGUCCGACGAUAACGACGGCGGAGAUAGUGAACGGAUACCGGUAGAAGAGUGGCUUCCGAUCACAGAAUCAAGGAAAGGGAAUGUUUACACGGCGACGUUUCAUCUUAUCUGUUCGGGACUUGGUUUCCAAGUGCUUUUUCUCCCUGCUGCUUUCUCAGCACUCGGAUGGGUAUGGGGAAUGAUAGUUUUAACGGUGGGAUUUGCAUGGAAGCUGUACACGAUAUGGCUUCUUGUUAAUCUUCAUGAAGCAGUAAACGGAACACGUUUCAGUAGAUACUUAAGACUCGCUAUUGCUUCAUUCGGUGUAAAGCUUGGGAAACUUCUCGGAAUAUUCCCGGUGAUGUAUCUCUCAGGAGGAGCUUGUUCAAUUCUAGUGAUAACCGGAGGGAAAACAAUCAAUCAACUUCUACAUAUUAUGUCUGAAGAUGACACAGUGCCACUUACUACCGUGCAAUGCUUCUUGAUCUUCAGCAUCCUCGCGGUUGGCAUGUCUCAGUUUCCGAACAUGAACUCUCUUUUUGGACUCUCGCUGGUCGGUAGUGUUAUGGCCUUAGCAUAUUCCACAGCAGUCUGGACUUUACCUCUAGCUAGUGAAAGGAGUCAAAAGAAUGUCUCUUACGCUACAAAGGAUACAAGCUUCGAUAACAUUUUCAACGCUGUUGGAUUGAUAGCUAUUGCAUUUCGCGGGAAUAACCUCGUCCUCGAGAUACAGGGUACUCUUCCGUCCGAUUCAAAGAAUCCUUCGAGUAAGACAAUGUGGAGAGCCGUGGUGAUCUCUAAUGCGAUAAUCGCUGUUUGCAUGUUUUUAGUCGCCAUUGUUGUAUAUUGGGCAUACGGUGACAAGAUUCCGGCUGGGGGAGGUCCAAUAAGCAACUACUUGAAACUCUACGAACAGGACUACCCAAAGCGAGCCGCUUAUUUCAUAGACAUAACGUUCAUCUUAAACUGCUUAUGCGCAUAUCCGAUAAACUUAAUGCCGUCAUGUGAUAACGCAGAGAUGGUGUACAUAACCAAUACACAAAAGCCUUGCUCCUUCUUUGUUCGGAUGAUGUUGCGCGUGUUAUUGGGUUUAGUUUGUUUCUUUGUAGCUGUUGGAUUCUCGUUCUUGCCUUAUCUUGCGGUUCUUAUCGGAGCAGUAGGCUUGCUUGUUACGUCUACGUACCCGUGUUUCAUGUGGAUAUCUAUCAAACAGCCCCAAUGGAAAAGCCUGAUGUGGUUGCUUAACGUUUUGGUGGGAAGCUUGGGCGCGUCACUCAGCAUUUUGCUUGUGGUUGCGUCUGCUUUGCGUUUGGCUGAUAAGGGUUUACAUGCAAACUUCUUUAAACCCUAG